Molecule: messenger RNA, 2173 nt
Organism: Poeciliopsis prolifica (blackstripe livebearer)
Lineage: Eukaryota; Metazoa; Chordata; Actinopteri; Cyprinodontiformes; Poeciliidae
Product: adenosine deaminase 2-A-like
Biological process (GO): adenosine catabolic process; inosine biosynthetic process
Molecular function (GO): adenosine deaminase activity
Source: RefSeq, a predicted model, not a curated record
GCCUGCAAGUCAGCGCUCAGGGCGAAGGUUCUGCCCGCUGUGGGUUUAGCAGCGAGUUUAUUUGUGACAGCUCGUCAGAAAGCGGUGAAAACCGCUUCGUCCGUGUCCGUGGGUCAGUCCUCCUUACUGCCGAAGUGACCCACAGCUGGAGCGAAACGACCUGCGGAGCUUCGUUCCUCCACCUGCUGCCCGAAAGGAGCAACCAGUUGUCAGGGGAUGGCAGGCCGGCUGCAGCGCCCCCUGGUGGCGGUGGCCUUUCUGUGCUGCCUGGUUGGGGUGCGGUGCGGCCCGGACCCCAGGCUGCGGAAGGAGCUGAUGGAGCUGGAGGAGUCCAUGCAGACGGGCGGCGGGAUGGUGCUGACGGAGGCCGAGCAGCGGCUGGACGCUCUGCUGGCCAAACUGAAGCAGGACGAGAUGUCCAGGAAAGACUUUCCUCCCUCCAUGCACUUCUUCACGGCCCGGCGCCUCAUCCAGGCGAGUCCCCUCUUCAGGCUGCUGCAGAAGAUGCCAAAAGGCGGCGUCCUUCACGUCCAUGACUUCGCCAUGGUGGACGUGGAGUGGCUGGUGAAGAACGCCACGUAUCGCCCGCACUGCUACAUGUGCUUCACCGACAGCGCGUCCGUCCGCUUCGUCUUCGCGUCACAGGGGCCCAAACCUCUGGAGCGCUGCUCCGCCUGGGUCCUGCUGGAGAGCCUCCGCUCCGAGGCGGGCAACGCAACCGACCUGGACAACAGCAUCAGAGGUAACCUGACGCUGUUUACGGACCGGGAUCCAGAGAAAGAGUUCCCCAGCCAGGAUGUGGUCUGGAACCGCUUUGAGGCGGCCUUUGCCUUGUGGGGGCUGGUGACCUUUGCCCCCGUCUUCAGGGAUUACUACAUCGAGGCUCUGAACCAAUUCUACGCAGACAAUGUCAUGUACCUGGAGCUGCGUGCGCUCCUGCCUCAGCUGUACGAGCUGGACGGCAGCAGCCACGACCGGGCCUGGACCCUGCAGGCCUACCAGGACCUCACCAAGCAGUUCGUCUCCACUCACCCAGACUUCUACGGAGCCAGAAUCAUCUUCACCAACCACAGGCACGCUAAACUGUCGGUGGUAGCUGCAGCUGUGAAGGAGGCGAUGCACCUGAAGAAGGACUUUCCCGACUUCCUGGCCGGUUUUGACCUGGUGGGCCGGGAGGACCAAGGCCGGACGCUGUGGUACUUCAGGGAUGCCUUGACGCUGCCUGCAGAGAAAGGCGUCGCGCUGCCGUACUUCUUCCAUGCCGGAGAGACGGACGUUGAGGGAACUGAAGUGGACCAGAACCUGCUGGACGCUCUGCUGCUCAACACGUCGCGUAUCGGCCACGGGUUUGCACUGCAGCGCCACCCAGUGGCCAAAGAUCUGUCCAGGAAGAGGGGCGUGGCUGUGGAGGUGUGCCCCAUCUCCAACCAGGUGCUGAAGCUGGUUAAGGAUCUGCGGAAUCACCCCGCCGCCGCUCUGAUGAUGGAGAAUCACCCGCUGGUCAUCAGCUCCGACGACCCGGCCAUGUUCGGCUCCUGCGCGCUCUCCUUCGACUUCUACGAGGCGUUUGUGGGUUUCGGCGGUUUGAAGUCCCACAUCGGCUCCCUGAAGCAGCUGGCCGUGAACUCCAUCAGGUUCAGCUCUUUGACUGCGAAGCAGCAGGAAGAGGCGCUGGUUCUGUGGCAGAGAAGAUGGAGCGAGUUCGUGGCUGAAAACUGAAGAGCGAGAACGUUUUUCUGUCACAUUGAACUUUUUCCAGUUGUGCCACUGAAACCGAUGAUCCUCGACACAUUCAUCCUUUUAUCGUUACAGAAAUAAACCCAAAUAGCUGCUGCUUCGUUUAAAUCAGGGGAAACAUUGAUUAUUUUCAAUAGAAAAUGUGAAACUAUUGAUUAUCUGAUUCCUGGAUUGGCACAAGUGCUGCAGCUAAUGAUUAUUUAGGGGACAAACAAUUAUUCUGAUCAAUUAGGUCUGAGAAUCUCUUGUCAAAAACAAAUUUUCCAGUUAAUAGAAAUAAAUGCUAAUGUUAUUUUGAAACCAUUUUCAACUAUCAGAGUAAUAAUGGCAUGUUAAUGCAAGUGCAGCCUCUCAAAUGUAAGAAAAACUAACAUUUCUUAACAUUUAACACAGAAACUUUUAAAUAUCAAAAUAAACAAAUGAAAAAGAAAUAAAA